AUGACUACGAACGAUGCUGCGAACGACGACGAGUGGGCGCAGGCCGAAGGCGUCCCGAACCUAAGCGACCCAUUCAUCCAACAGUACUUACAGGGCCGAGACGCUUUGGUUCAGCAAGAGAAGAGACAACGAAGCGACUAUCUUUUCCGCCAGAAUCUAUCGCCCAUGGCUCAGGAAGCAUGCGCCAUCGUCUCCCAGAUUCGAUUUGAGGAGCAACAGACCCUCUGGACAAAGGAAUACGAAGACAGCUUACUAACCGAACAUGUCGAUGUCUUUCCAGGCAUGAUGUUCUCACUUGCCAAGGAGCGCAUGGAGAAGAGCAAGCUGUGGCAGAUAGUCAAGCGAAUGCCGAAAGGCGCACUCUUGCACUGUCACUUGGAAGCCAUGGUGGACCUUGACUGGGCGCUUGAAGAAGCUUUCAACACUGAGGGUGUCUGCGUUAUAGCUGAUAGUCCCAUCACCGACGACAAGACCAGGCGCAAAACCGGCUUCUCCUUCACCUACUCCAAGGACGCGAACGGUGACGCUUCAGUAUGGAACGACAGCUACACUGCGAACACACCAGUGCCUGUAAAUCAAGCCGCGGAUACCUUUCCAAAUGGCGGCAAGAAGGCCUUCAUCGAAUGGAUUCGCUCCCGUGUCACUAUUACCCAUUCAGAGCACCUCUCUCAUCACGAAGGCCCCAACGAAGUAUGGCGCAAGUUCAUAUCAUGCUUUCCUAUUCUCGGCUCCCUCAUAUACUACGAGCCCAUCUUCCGCAAGUUCGUACGCAGGAUGUGCAAGGCUCUAGUCGACGAUGGCGUAUACUACGUUGACUUGCGUGCUGCGUUCUAUACGCCCUACCGCAGCAGCAAAAAAGAGAUCUGGGACUCGGAUCACUUCAAUCUGCUUGAGCAUCUGGCGGACGAGAUUGAGAAGUUUAAGGCGAGUGAGGAAGGGAAAGACUUUUGGGGCGCUAGAAUGAUCUGGACGACCAUUAGACAGUUCGGAAAGAAGCAGGUGAUUGAGAGCAUGAAGCAAUGCAUCGAGAUGAAGAUCGAAUUCCCCGAGAUUAUCGCAGGCUACGACCUCGUAGGCCAGGAAGACCUCGGCCGCCCGCUUUCAGACCUUGCGCCCGAGCUCUUCUGGUUUCGCAAGGCCUGUGCUCAAGAAGGAGUCGACAUACCGUUCUUCUUCCAUGCCGGGGAAACGCUUGGCGACGGCGACUCAACUGACGAGAAUCUCUUUGACGCUAUUAUCUUGGGUACGCGGCGCAUAGGACACGGGUUCAGCCUUUACAAGCAUCCACUCCUUAUCGACAUGGUCAAGGAAAAGAGAAUUCUAGUGGAGAGCUGCCCAGUAUCCAAUGAAGUGCUAAGACUUUGCUCGAGCAUCAUGUCGCAUCCUCUGCCAGCGCUGCUUGCCCGUGGAGUUCCUUGCUCGCUUUGCAACGAUGAUCCCACCAUCCUUGGUCAAGGUGUAUCUGGCAUGUCGCACGACUUUUGGCAAGCGCUUCAAGGAUGGGAGAAUCUUGGUCUUGAAGGCCUGGGCUCAUUGGCGGAGAACAGCGUGCGUUGGGCUAGUCUGGAUGAUUACAGUGCGAAAGAGUGGACCCAGGAUGUCAAGGAUGGAAUGUUUGGGAAGGGUGUACGGGCACAAAGAUUGAAGGAGUGGGUGAGCAAGUGGGAGAAGUACUGUGCUUGGAUCGUCGAAGAGUACGGUGUGGAUGAGAACGUAGAGCCGGAAGAGUGA
Molecule: messenger RNA, 1731 nt
Organism: Alternaria ethzedia
Lineage: Eukaryota; Fungi; Ascomycota; Dothideomycetes; Pleosporales; Pleosporaceae
Exons: 3
Coding region: 1-1731 (576 amino acids)
Biological process (GO): adenosine catabolic process; inosine biosynthetic process
Molecular function (GO): adenosine deaminase activity
Source: RefSeq, a predicted model, not a curated record